AUGUGGAAAGAUGAAACACUCUUCCGGGUUAUAGAUGAAAACUGUUGGAACCCAGAAGCAAGAAUAAAGGAAAUGGAUGAAACAGUUUUAUUUUUACCUAAGGCAAAACCUGAGGACACUCUUGACCUAUGUGAGAUCUUAAAUGAUGAUAUUGCAGCGAAAGUUUCAUCCCACCCGAAGCGGUUUGUUGGUCUAGGAACAUUACCAAUGCAGGAUUUUAUCCAGGCUCCAGACCUAGCAGUUAAGGAACUGAAGAGAUGUGUUAAGGAACUCGGAUUUCCAGGAGUUCAAAUUGGUUCACACGUAAAUGAGUGGAGCUUAGACGCUCCCGAACUUCGUCCAAUCUUUGCUGCUGCUGAAGAUUUGAACGCAUGUAUAUUUAUUCAUCCUUGGGAUAUGAAUCAAAGAAUAAAAAAAUAUUGGUUACCUUGGUUAGUGGAAAUGCCAGCCGAAACGUGUUCAGCAAUCUGUUGCCUGAUAUUUGGAGGUGUUCUAGAACGUUUUCCAAAGUUGAAAAUUUGUUUAGCUCACGGAGGUGGCUCGUUUCCUUAUACAAUUGGCAGAAUAAUUCACGGUUUUGAUGUAAGACCAGAUCUUUGUGCCAUCGAGAACAAUAUUUCCCCCAAAAAGUACAUUGGUCAUUUCUACACUGAUUCAUUAGUACAUGAUGAAAACGCUCUUAAAUUCCUUGUGAACCUUGUUGGUGAAGAUAAAGUUAUACUUGGAAGUGAUUAUCCCUUUCCACUUGGAGAGCAUAAACCUGGUGGUUUGAUUCAGUCAACAUAUAAAGAUAAUCCUGAGAUUAAGGCAAAAUUGCUGUACAAAAACGCUAUUGAGUUCCUUGGAUUGGAUGAAAUCAAGUUUGCAUAG
Dendronephthya gigantea is the source of this 870-nucleotide messenger RNA. Its product is annotated as 2-amino-3-carboxymuconate-6-semialdehyde decarboxylase-like. Gene Ontology annotation, cellular component: cytosol; cytoplasm. The record is from RefSeq and is a predicted model, not a curated record. Lineage: Eukaryota; Metazoa; Cnidaria; Anthozoa; Malacalcyonacea; Nephtheidae. Gene Ontology annotation, molecular function: carboxy-lyase activity; hydrolase activity. Gene Ontology annotation, biological process: secondary metabolic process. The transcript has 9 exons. The coding region runs from base 1 to 870 and encodes 289 amino acids.